CUGAGGCCGAUCCGGGCCCGGGCCACGAGGACUUCCGGCCUCGGAUCGUGCCGUACUACCGGGACCCCAACAAGCCUUACAAGAAGGUGCUCAGAACUCGCUACAUCCAGACAGAGCUGGGAUUCCACGAGAGGCUAUUUGUGGCAGUGCUGACUUCCAGGGCUACCCUGAAUACACUGGCGGUGGCUGUGAACAAGACCAUAGCUCAUCACUUCUCACGCUUGCUGUACUUCACAGGGCUGCGCAGUGCCAAGGUGCCUCAUGGCAUGGUGCUGGUGGCCCAUGGGGAUGAGCGACCCAUCUGGCUGAUGUAUGAGACCAUGUACUACAUCCACCAGCACUUUGGUUCUGACUACGACUGGUUCUACAUCAUGCAGGAUGACACCUAUGCCCAGGCUGAACAAGUCAAGGCUCUGGUGACACAUCUCAGUAUUAACCAGGACGUCUACCUGGGACGAGCAGAGGAGUUCAUUGGGGGAGAUGAGCAGGCUCGCUAUUGCCAUGGUGGCUUUGGCUACCUGCUGUCCCGCAGCCUGCUGCUGAAACUUCAUCCACACCUGGACAGCUGCCGCAACGAGAUCCUCAGUGUGCGCCCGGAUGAGUGGCUGGGACGUUGCAUCAUCGAUUUCCUUGGCAUCGCUUGUGUGUCCCAGCUCCAGGGUCAGUAUUACCAUACAUAUGAACUGGCUAAAAAUGCUGAUCCAGAGAAGGAGGAGGAAGAGGAGUUCCAAGCAGCUAUUGCUGUGCACCCUGUUUCUGACAUGAUGCUGAUGUACCGGCUGCACAAGCGCUUCAGCAGGAUCCAGCUGGAGAGAGCCUACCAGGAGAUCCAGGAACUGCAGAUGCAGAUCAGGAAUCUGACGUCGCUGACUCCUGCGGGCGAGGCAAGCUUGACGUGGCCUGUGGGGAUUAAUUCUCCGUUUCUUCCAAAGUCGCGUUUUGAGGUAAUCAGCUGGGACUACUUCACUGAGCAGCACCUCUUCUCCUGCCUUGAUGGCUCCCCCAAGUGUGAGCUCUCUGGAGCCAGCAAAGCAGACGUCAGUGACAUCAUUGAGUCAGCACUUGAGCACCUUAACAGCCACUACCAGCCCUUGCUCCGGUUCAGCAAGCGGCAGUUGCUGAAUGGCUACCGGCGCUUUGACCCCACCCGAGGAAUGGAAUACACGCUGGACCUGCUGCUGGAGGCAGUGACCCAAAAGGGCCACAGUCAUGUUCUAGUUAAACGAGUGAGCUUAGUGCGGCCCUUAAGUAAGGUAGAAAUUAUUCCCAUGCCGUAUGUAACAGAGGCCACACGUGUGCAACUGGUGCUUCCAUUGACCGUACAGGACUUGGAUUUUGUGUCAAACUUCCUGGAUAUGUAUGCUAUGAACACACUGGACACACACGAUAAUGCCUUGUUGACUUUGCUUUUCAUCUACCAUCCGUAUGAUGCCCAGCGAGUCAGCCAGGUAGAUGUAUUUGCUGGAGUCAAGGCCAUGGUAGGAGAGCUGGAGAAACGCUAUGCAGAAGUUAAAAUCCCCUGGAUUAGUGUCAAAACUGAGGUGCCAUCACAAGUGAAACUCAUGGAUAUAGUCUCAAAGAAGCACCCCGUGGACACCUUGUUCUUCUUGGCCAGUGUCUGGACAGAAAUCAACAUGGAGUUCUUGAACCGCUGCCGCAUGAAUACGAUCAGCAACUGGCAGGUCUUUUUCCCAGUGCACUUUCAAGAGUUCAACCCUGCACUGGUAUACCGUGGUGAGCAGACUGCUUCCUCCAGCACUGACUUCCUGAAGGAUGGACAUUUUGACAGACAUUCCUUUGCUGAGGCCUGCUUUUAUAACUCUGACUAUAUGACAGCGCGUACCAAGCUAGCAGCUGAUAUCCUAGAUCGAGAUGAAGUGCUGGAGAGCAUGGAGGUAUUUGAUGUCUUCCUCCAUUAUUCUGGUUUGCACUUAUUUCGGGCUGUGGAGCCUGGGUUAGUGCAGAAAUACGCACUGAGGAGCUGCAACCCCCGGCUCAGUGAGGAGUUGUACCACCGCUGUGUCCUCAGUAACUUGGAAGGGCUUGCAUCCCGCUCACAUUUAGCCAUGGCACUAUUUGAGCAGGAACAGGCCAACAGUACUUGAGAGACUGGAAACAUCAAGAGCUGAGCUGCACCUUAACACUUGGCACUUUCCAUCCCCUUCCGAGCCUGGCCGUGGUUGAAGGGCAUGUGAGGUCAAGGGAGGAGAAAGGCUUUCCCAGCCUUGCUCUGCAGCACAAGCAGGAGCUGUGGAAAGGCUGUUUUUGUGGAGUUUUACUUUUUUGCUUUUGUGUGGGUUGGGGUUGGUUUGAUUUCUGUUGAUUUUUUUUGUUUGUUUAUUUGUUUUUUUAAACAAAUAGAUCUCUUUUCAAGCAGA
Molecule: messenger RNA, 2378 nt
Organism: Meleagris gallopavo (turkey)
Lineage: Eukaryota; Metazoa; Chordata; Aves; Galliformes; Phasianidae
Gene: CHPF2
Product: chondroitin polymerizing factor 2
Cellular component (GO): Golgi cisterna membrane
Molecular function (GO): glucuronosyl-N-acetylgalactosaminyl-proteoglycan 4-beta-N-acetylgalactosaminyltransferase activity
Source: RefSeq, a predicted model, not a curated record